Messenger RNA from Hemiscyllium ocellatum (epaulette shark), 11777 nucleotides. RefSeq names its product sortilin-related receptor, L(DLR class) A repeats containing (gene sorl1). Gene Ontology annotation, cellular component: Golgi apparatus; membrane. The record is from RefSeq and is a predicted model, not a curated record. NCBI's taxonomy places the organism in Eukaryota, Metazoa, Chordata, Chondrichthyes, Orectolobiformes, Hemiscylliidae. Bases 100 to 6762 code for a protein of 2220 amino acids. The transcript has 48 exons. Gene Ontology annotation, biological process: post-Golgi vesicle-mediated transport; protein retention in Golgi apparatus; protein targeting to lysosome. Gene Ontology annotation, molecular function: protein binding.
GGGCAGUCAGAGAGAGAGAGAGACAGAGAGAAAGAAGUAAAUCCUUCGUCAGAGAGAGAGAGAAAAAACAAUCCAGCAGUGAUCACCAGCGGCGUUAAGAUGGCGGCGGGAGGUGUGAGAGUGCCGUGUGUUUGGAGCCUCCUGCAGCUGCUGCUGGCCCUCGGCGCGGCCCGGCGGCCCUUCUUCACCUCGCAGACGCUGCACUUCGGCGGGGGCGCCGGGGCCGGCGACCCUCAGGAGCGCGGCUUCUUCACGGUGGCGGCCGCCUCCAAGCAUGGAGGUGCGGGCACGGUGCUGCCGGAUCACGGCGACAGCCGGAGCAACCUGAGGGAGCUGAACCACCGGCACCGGUGGCGCAGGAGCAUCGACGGAAAGGAGCAGCUGCAAGUCUUCGGACAGGUGAACCUCAAUGACUCUCACAAUCAAAUGGUUGUUCACUGGGCUGGAGAAAAGAGCAAUGUGAUCGUGGCACUUGCCCGGGACAGUCCGAUUUUGCAGGGACCUCACACCAGUGCUGUGUACGUUUCAUAUAAUUAUGGAAAGACCUUCAAGAGGAUCAAUGAGAAGUUCAAGCUAGAAGAUGGAUCAAAAAACCAAACCGUUAUUGCUCAGUUUUACCAUAGUCCAGUAGAUAAUAAACGGUACAUGUUUGCAGAUAUCAAAAACCACUACUUGUGGAUCACUUUCAACUUUUGCAACGAUAUUCAAGGCUUCCAAAUUCCAUUCAGUCCUACUGAUCUUCUUAUGCAUAGUCGGGAUUUCAAUCUUGUGCUGGGUUAUGACAGUUCUCAUCCAAACAAACAGCUUUGGAAAUCAGAUGACUUUGGACGAACUUGGAUUUUGAUUCAAGAGCAUGUCAAAUCUUUCUACUGGGGUGUGGAACCAUAUGACUUGUCUACCACAGUUUAUGUUGAACGACAUGAGCCAAUGGGUUCCUCCAGUAUCAUUAAAAGUACAGACUUCUUUCAGACUGAUGAAAAACGUGAGAUUCUGUUGGAAGGAGUAGAUGACUUUCAGUUACAGGACAAAUACAUGUUUGCCACAAAGAAAGUGCAUCUCCUAGGAAGCAGUGACCCAGUAACAGUACAGUUAUGGGUGUCCUAUAAUCGGACACCCAUGAAACGAGCGCACUUCCUCACAAGAUACCAUAUAGAGGAGUAUUAUGUAGCUGAUGCGUCAGAAGAUCAGGUGUUUGUUUGUGUCAAUGUCAACAGUAAUGUGACCAAUCUCUAUAUCUCUGAAGCAGAGGGCCUGAAAUUUUCCCUUUCUCUGGCAAAUGUACUGUAUUACAGUCCAGAAGGUGCUGGAAGUACAACUCUGGUGAGAUACUUUGCAAAUGAGCCAUUUGCAGACAUUCAUCGUGUAGAAGGACUACGGGGUGUCUACAUUGCCACCCAGAUGAAUGGGUCUUACACGGAGGAGAACAUGAGAUCAGUGAUAACUUUUGAUAAAGGUGGAACCUGGGAACUGUUGCGGGCACCAGCCUUUGGCAGUGAUGGCGUUAAAAUCAACUGUGAGUUAAUCCAAGAAUGUUCACUCCACCUAGCACAGCGUUACAGUCAAUUGCUGAACUUCCAGCUCCGCAGAAUGCCCAUUCUUUCCAAAGAGUCAGCACCAGGCCUGAUUAUUGCUACAGGUUCCAUUGGCAAGAACUUGGCAAACAAACCAAACGUUUAUGUUUCGAGUAGUGCUGGAGCUCGAUGGCGUGAGGCCCUUGAAGGUCCCCACUAUUAUUCUUGGGCUGACCAUGGAGGAAUCCUAUUGGCAAUCCCUCAGGGUUCCCCUACCACCCAGCUGAAGUACAGCACCAAUGAGGGAGAGACGUGGAAGAUUUUUAACUUCACUCAAAAGACUGUUGUUAUAUAUGGAUUACUCACUGAGCCUGGAGAGAAAAGCACUGUCUUCACAAUCUUUGGCUCAUAUGCCCAGCAGUCCCACAGCUGGCUAAUACUACAGAUCAAUACAACAUUGGCAUUGGGCGUACCUUGUUCUGAGACUGAUUACAAACUGUGGUCUCCCUCUGAUGAGCACGGCAAUGAAUGUUUACUUGGUCGGAAAGUUGUCUACAAACGAAGAACUCCACAUGCUACUUGCUUUAAUGGUGAAGACUUUGACAGGCCAAUUACAGUCAGCAACUGCUCCUGUACAAGAGAAGACUAUGAAUGUGACUUUGGUUUCAAGCUGAGUGAGGACUUUUCAUCGGAGGUCUGCACCCCUGAUCCAGAAUUCACGGGCAAUAUGUAUGCACCCCCUGCGUCCUGCCCCAUUGGCUCCACAUACAAGCGAACAAAAGGUUACCGAAAGAUUUCAGGUGACACCUGUAGUGGAGGUGAUGUUGAGGCUCGUUUGGAGGGUGAAGUGCUGCCCUGUCCUGUGGGAGAGGAAAAUGAGUUCCUACUUUAUGCUCUAAGGACCUCUAUUCAUCGCUAUGAUCUUUCCAAGGGCACAGAUGAGGUACUACCACUUCAGGGUUUGCGAGGCACUGUAUCUUUGGAUUUUGAUUAUGAAAACAACUGCAUAUAUUGGGCAGAUAUUUCACAGGAUGUUAUCCAGCGUUUGUGCUUAAAUGGAAACACAAGCCAGGAUAUAAUAAUUAAAGAUGGUCUACAAACUGUGGAAGCAUUGGCCUUUGAUCCCAUCAGCAAACUUCUUUACUGGAUAGAUGCAGGAGCUAAGAAACUCGAGGUUUCAAACCCUGAUGGAGACCUUCGUCUUACUCUGCUGAAUUCCACUGUAUUAGACCAUCCACGGGCACUUGUGCUAGUUCCUAAUGAAGGCCUGAUGUUUUGGACAGAUUGGGGUGAUAGUGCACCAGGCAUUUACAGAAGUGGCAUGGAUGCAUCUAAUAUCACUCGAAUCAUCACGACUGGCAUUAAAUGGCCUAAUGGCAUUACAGUGGAUGGCACCUGGAUCUACUGGACUGAAGCCUAUGUUGACCGCAUUGAACGAGCAGAUUUCAAUGGUCAUCAGAGAUCUGUCGUGAUACAAAACCUUCCCCAUCCAUACGCCAUUAGUGUUUUUAAGAAUCAGAUCUACUGGGAUGAUUGGUCAGAAAUGAGCAUCUUUAGAGCAAAUAAGCAUGAUGGCUCAGAUGUGGAACCCCUGGUUACUGGUUUAACUGGAGUCAUGGAUAUGAAGGUUUUCUACAAAGACAAGACAACAGGGGAGAAUGCAUGUCUGGAGAAGACCUGCAGCUUGCUUUGUCUUCCCAAACCCUUUGGUAAGAGAUGUGUUUGCCCUGAGGGAGUGAAGAGUACAGUUUUGCCAUCUGGAGAUAUUCAUUGUGAGUGCCCGCGUGGCUACUUACUAACAAAUAACAUCUGUGUGAAACAAGAACAUACUUGUCUGCCUAACCAGUACAGGUGCUCCAAUGGAAAAUGUAUCAGCAGCAUUUGGAAAUGUGAUAACGAUAAUGACUGUGGUGACUAUAGUGAUGAAAGAAAUUGCCCAACGGCUGCUUGUGAUCCUGACUCUCAGUUUAAAUGUCGGUCUUCAGGGAUGUGCAUUCCGAUUUCAUACAGAUGUGAUCGUGAAGAUGACUGUGGGGAUGAUAGUGAUGAGGAACAGUGCUCUUUGAACAACUGUAAGACUGGUGAGUUUACUUGUGCCACUGGCAUGUGUAUACGUUUAUCUUGGAGAUGUGAUGGGGACAAUGACUGCCGCGAUUGGUCAGAUGAACUGAACUGCACCUCAAGUACACAUACCUGUGACUCCAGUAACUUUUCAUGUCGCAAUGGCCACUGUAUCCCACGUAGGUGGAUUUGUGAUGGGGAUGAUGAUUGCCGUGAUGGAUCUGAUGAAGAUUCAACUCUGUGUGAUGGGACUCCCUGUAAUGGAUUUAGCUGUGACAAUGGUAGCUGUAUUGCGAUGAUCAAGCAUUGCAAUGGUGUACCAGAUUGUUCUGAUGGAUCAGAUGAGCAAAACUGCAAUCCAUCGUGUUCUCAGUACAUGGAUUUUGUCUGCAAGGACAAGCGUCGGUGCCUACACAGCUUCAUGGUGUGUGAUGGAGCUCCACAAUGCGAAGAUGGUUCAGAUGAAGAUCCAAACUAUGCACACUGUUCACAGACAGGAGAGUUCAACAGAACUUGUGACCCCUUCAGUUUCAAAUGCUUGAAUGGGAUGUGCAUUAGCAUGGAAUGGAAGUGUGAUGGAGUCGAUGAUUGUGGAGACUAUUCAGAUGAAGCAAAUUGCCAAAAUCCAACUGAAGCACCUUCUUGCUCAAGAUAUUUUCAUUUUGCCUGCCGGAAUGGGAAUUGUGUUCCAACAUGGUGGAAGUGUGAUCAAGAAAAUGACUGUGGAGACUGGUCUGAUGAAGAAAACUGUCCUGGGUGGGAACCUGCUCAACCUACAACAGAGACUCCGUUGAGUUGUGGUCCCAACCACUUCCGCUGUAAUGUCGGAGGAUGUAUUAUAAACAGUUGGGUGUGUGAUCGAUAUGAAGACUGUGUGGAUGGUUCGGAUGAGGAAGGUUGUCCCACAUCUCCAGCAGCAAGCGUAACAACUACUUCCACCACCACCGUGCAUCCAGCUGGAAAGUGUAGCCCUUCCGAGUUCCGUUGUGUUCGAGGCCAUAACUGUAUCCCAAACUGGAAGCAAUGUGACGGCCACAGGGACUGCCGUGAUGGGUCUGAUGAAGUCAACUGUCCUACCCACGUUCCAUUGCGGUGUCUGAAUGAGACAGUUUGUGAGGAUGGAGAGACUUGCAUAAGCCAACUGGAACGUUGUGAUGGAUUUCUGGACUGCUCUGAUAGUAGUGAUGAAAAGAACUGCUCAGCUGAUAGUUCAUCAUACAAAGUUCAAAAUUUCCGCUGGACAGUUGAUUUUCGUGGCGCAAUUUCUUUAAUGUGGGAGAGCCCAAAGAAUUUGCCACCAUCAUGUACCUAUGUUGUACUGUACAGUUUGGUUGGUGAUGAUUGGAAGAGCUUAGACGCUGGUAACAAAACAACUCUUGUUGUAACUGUUAUGAAACCUGACACUACCUACCAGCUGAAAGUACAAGUGCACUGCCUUCUUAAGACCUAUAGCCCAACUGAUAGUAUUAUAUUGCGUACACCGGAGGGCUUACCGGAUCCACCACAACAUCUCCAGCUGUCUUAUAGCCAAAUAUAUGAUGGUACUAUAUCCUGCCAGUGGAGUCGCCCUAUCAAUGCCCAUGGCCUUAUUCGGGAGUAUAUUGUAUCGUACAGCAAGCAAGAAUCGAAUGUGUGGACUUCACUGGAAUGCACUGAAAACCACAUAAACAUUAGAAAUCUUGAGAUGGAUGUUAUGUAUGUAGUCAGGGUUGCAGCUGUCACAAGUUAUGGGAUUGGCAAAUGGAGCGAACCCAAAAGUAUUAUGACAAAGAAAGGUCAAGCAAUUCCAGUGCCAACAGUUACAGUUGCAAGUAUAAAGGAAAAUGCUAUUGACUUGACGUUACAGAUGGACACCAAUAUUAAGGUGACAAGUUAUGUAGUCGAUGUGUCAUGGACAUUUGAUACUCAUAUAAAGGAGAACCGGUCAUUGCGUGUUGAUGGAGUUCAAAAGACUGAGCCAAUUCACUUACCCAUUUCCAAUUUAACUUCCGGUACAAGUUAUGAGAUUUCCACCUGGGCUAGUACUGAUGCUGGCGAUAGCCCAAUCUCUUUUGUACGCAUUAAAACGAAAGGAACCAGUCCAGCUCAUCCAAAACUUAAAGCAAUUCCAAUCAAUCAGACUGCUGUGGAUUGCUCUUGGAAUGGCCCAAAGAAUGUGGUUUAUGGAGUUUUCUUUGCUACUUCAUUCUUGGAGUUGUACCGAAAUCCAAAAAAUGUAACAUCAAGCAUUAACAACCUAACCGUGACUGUGAGCAGUGAUGAGCAAUACCUGUUUUUGGUCCGUGUUGUUAACCCGUAUUUCGGACCACCCUCUGAAUACAUUGUUGUUAAGAUGAUUCCUGACAACCGACUGCCACCUCGCCAUUUGCAUGUGGUGAAAGAGGACCAGACGUUUGCUGUACUGAAGUGGCAACCUCCGUAUGACCUGCUGAAUGAACGUUUAACCUAUGCAGUUCUUGUGAAAGAUAUCGUCCGUAAAAGUGAGAAGAAUUACAAAGUGAGCUCUACGAACAACACUGUAGAAUACAUCGUGAAGCAACUGGAGCCAGGUGGAAAAUACAGUGUAGUCAUCAGACUGCUUAACAUGAGCAAGGAAGCAACUGUUUCUCUAAACCCAGUUCCUCUGUCGGCACCAGAGUCACUGAAAAUCUUACCAGAGAAAGACCACAUCCUGCUCUUCUGGAAAAGCCUCAAAUUGAAAGAAAAGAACUUCAAUGACAGCAGGGGAUAUGAAAUCCACAUGUUUGAUCAUGUGACCAAUACAACGGUAUGCCUUGGGAAUACAACGGAAAACAUCUUCGAGAUCUCUGAUCUGAAGCCUGGCCAUAACUACACAUUCACAGUGCAAGCCAGAUGUUUGUACAAUGGGCAGAUUUGUGGUGAACCUGCUUCCCUGCUGUACGAUGAACUUGGAAAUGAUCCAUCAGCUUCCAACAAUCCCAAAUCCACAGAUGUAGCGGCUAUUGUGGUACCAGUAAUGUUCCUGUUAUUGGUGAUGUUAGGUGUUGGCUUUAUUGUGUUAUACGUUCGUCAUCGAAGGCUCCAGAACAGUUUUACAGCUUUUGCCAAUAGUCACUAUAAUUCUCGGCUAGGAUCGGCUGUGUUUUCUUCAGGUGAUGAGCUAGGCGAUGAUGAAGAUGCACCACUGAUUAAUGGUUUUUCAGAUGAUGUACCGAUGGUACUGGCAUGAAGACCUUGCUGCGUCCAAGCAGGUGCAAGAAUUAUUUGAAGAUGUUUCAGCAGCAGGAAGAAAAAACCCUUUUUAAAAAAUGCACUUUUCUCAGUUGCAAUACAUUAUUUUUAUAUGGACCAAAAUUUAAAAUUUAUUGCAGUAAGCUGUAAUACCUAGGUGAGACUGCAAGAUGAAUAGUGCAGUCCUGGUCCCUGACUGUAGGCUUUUGCAGAGCUGUGCUUGUGUUCUUCGCCUUCAGGCACCAUUUAAUUUUCAGGUUAUUUGCUUGGUGGAUGUUACAGCUGCCGUUUCUCUUUCUGAUGGUCUAUAGAUGGCAUUGCGUACACAAAGAUUAGGUUUCAAUUUUAAAUCUGAUUUUCCAAGACAUCAAUAUUGAUUUAAAUCAUGUUUUUAAAAACUAUAGGAUUAUUAGUGAAAUAAAAUAAAGUUGCACAAAUGAUUUUAAAACUUCUACAAUGAUUACAGCAAUUGAAUUUGCAAAAUGAUUUUACUUCAAAAUUAAAAAUAGUUUUAGGUCCCAAAAAGGGAAAAUCUAGUCCGUGAUGCAACAGAAUCUUCUAUGGAAAUUGAGUUGUUCAGUGGGGCAGUGCAUUUAAUAUUUUCACUACUUCCUUGUUUGGAUUUAAUACUGUCUCAAUUUUUCACUUCAAACUGAUCAAAUAAUCAAUAUAAAAAAGAAAGAGGGAGUUGGGUAAAUUGCAGAAUAAUUUCCAACAACAGCAAAAGUUGCAAAUAUAGUCUGCUUAUUAAAUUAUGAUAUUUUAAUAUAGUUAAUGCAUAUCCAAAAAAAAGUUCAGUUUCACAAAAACAUCUCAAGUUGCUGACUUGAUUGAAUCUGGGGUACAAUCCUAAAAUGAGUCUGUACAGAAGAAAUCAUUGAGCCUGGGGCUGCACUUUGAAAGGGCUAUCCAAUUAAUCCUGAAGUUCAUUAAUUUCUUUUUCUCGAACAAUUUAUCCCAUCCCCUUUUGAAAGUUACUCCUGAAUCUAUUUCUGCCAACCUUUCAGGUAGCACAUAUCAGAUCAUGGUAACUCACUUUUUUUAAAGAAGAAGUAAAAUUUUCCGUAACUUGCUACUGAUUCUUCUGCCAGUAUCACUUGGGAAAGUGCACCAAUUCUUCAGCCCCCACUACUCUUGGUGUUGUUACAGACAUUAAAGAUUAAAUUAGAGCCUUCAAAUUCCCAAUUUACCUGUCUGAUGGAGUCAGGUUAACAGAAAAUUCUGACCAGGCUUCUGUACUAAACAAAAGACUGCUAUUUAUUACAAAGAGAUUGGUUCCAACCACAAUUAAGCAAAACAUACAACCCCACGAGCUGAAAUUCUAGCUCCUUAAACACAAAUAUAGUCAGACACAAACAAACAAAGAAACCUUUCUGAUCUCCUGUUGUUUUAUUCUUUCCAAGAUUUUUCAGUUCUGGACAGCAGGCCCUGGCCAAUUAAUACAAUUGUUCAAUUUUUCAGUCAUUGGUAGAAGCAGUAGCUUUUAGGAAAUAGCGAGAGAUGGUCACUAGUUAUCAUCCAGAUUUUGAUUACUUCACUGUAGAGAGAGAGAGAGAGAGAGACACCGUUUCCCUGGUAUAGUCAGGAGGCUUCUGUCACUGUAUUCUUCACAUGCUGCUUUUCGUCUGCCCAGGAACUAAUCAAGACUUGUCAUGAUGCUGACUCCUAGCCACCACACCUGGUCCCAAACCAAUCAGCAUGCUGUCUCCACUGUGCACAUACCCACAGUGCCAUGGUGUCUGAGGCACCAUUUCCACACACAACUGUUCCAACAGUGAAAAAAAACAGCGAAAACACAACUCUCAAUGAGUUCCAAUAACUUUGUUUUUAAAUCUACUUGAUUCCUCUUUCAGUCCUUGGUUUAAAAAGAAAAAAAUCAAUUCAUCUGGGGCCUUUCAUGUUCUGCAUGUGUUCCUGAUGUGUUCACUCCGAUGUCAAAUCCCGUCAUUAAAUGACAUGUUUUAGUAUUCUCAAAUCCUUCAUUUUGUUAAUCCAACUUCAUGUGCUCUUGAAAAUAUUAACCAAAAUAUGUUUUUUUUUCAAUCUAAUCACUUUUUAGAAUCUCUCUUCAGCCACAAAACCUGCAUAUAAGCCAGUCUGUUGCACUUCUGAGCUAGACGUGGUUGUCUGAAAAGUUUGCAAUUGCCCGCUAAUUGAUGGCAUUGGAGCAAUAGCUCUUUUGGUUGGCUUUAAGCCAGAAUUGGGAGAAAAAAAGUCUCUGUGUCCUUUGUAGGAUUUCUCGGUAGCCCAGGAACUUGUGUAUGAGCAGAUAGGUCAAAAUAAAUAUUCCAGUUCUGUUUGUCUUGUAAUUCACUUCAACUAAUAACUAAAAUAUAACUGUUCUUUCACAGAUUAUUAUUAUUAUUCUUUUACGACCAACAGAGUGCUCGCGCUCUCUCUCUCUCUCUCUCUGCCCUGCCCCAAAAUUCAAUAUGCUGACCAAACUCUUCACAAUUCACAUCGACACCUAGACCAUAUCUAUGAAUUUAAGAUACCCUUUUAACUGGAAUAAGUUCAUGGACCAUCCGUAAGUUGCAUGCAUCAAAUUAAUGCUUUGUAAUUCUCAUUUUCAAAAGAUCAAACAAACCUUGUAACAGUGAGACAUUAUGAAUUCCAGGGUUAUAUUUUUGAAUUGACAAACAAAUUGAGCUUAGUUUGUAAUGGAGACUGUAAUGUAAUGAUACAUGAUUAAACAAUAACUGAGGCCAAAUGAUUGAGUUCAUUUUAAGCUUUAGAUUUUAUUUGGAGAGGCAUGAUGAUAGAUUGGCCAUCAGAAAUGGAGUGCAGCUUCAAUUUUGAUCUUGCUGCAAGGCUGCUGGGAGUUCCCAAUUCUGCGUCAUUUUCUGAUCAUGGUUUCAACAUUAGUAAAAUUUUAAUUAUUUUACUGUCUUAAAGGAUUUAUAGAAGGGUUCAGUUCUUCAAAUUUUAAACAGUUGCCCAACACGCUGCAAGCUGGUACUAAUUCCCUUCAAUGGACCAAAUAUUCCAUGAGUCAACACCACAAAAAUAUUCAGAGGGCUAUAAUUUUGAAUUUCUCUGCCUGUUAUUCAACCCCAGCUGUAAAGUAUGAGGAAGCAUUUAUGCCAUCAGUAAAGGCCAAAUGCAAAAUCUGUAAAAGUAAGUUGUACUAGUCAUUUCUUAAUUUACAGUGCACAUGAUGGUUGCAGUUCUUAAAGCAUUGUUGGUUGGAUCUCCAAGCCUUCCUCUUCUAGCAACUGAGUUGCAAUUGGCUUUUUGUCAAACCAAAACAAAAUAUUUGAUCAUAAACCAAAUUACAGAAUUUUACAAUAUGCUCCUUCAUAUUGCACAUUGUUAAGGGAGCAUUUAGAACCGUUUUUCCAGAUUUUAGUGGUUCUGCAGUAGUUCUGAAUUCUAUUUUUACUUGGAAAUAAACCCUGAUACCCUUUUAACGUGUAAUGUAAUUCUUCAUGUAUGUUUACAUUAUUUGAAUUAUCAAUGAAAUGUCAAACAACUUUAACGUUCUUUGUGAAAAAGCAUUUACUGUUCAAUUAUAUUUUGGCAAACCAGCAAAUAAUGUGUCACAAAUCGAGAACUGGCCAGAGAAUUGCAAUUGGUUCUCUUAGCAUGAUUCUUGAUUUUAAAGAUUAGAUUUGAUCUAAUUAGUAAUUCAUACUUCCACUGUCAAUCAAGAGCCUUUGUCACUUUGCCUCAUGAGCAUAGCUGUAAACUAUUAAAAAGAACUUACAUAUGACAAGUUGUUUUAACUAUAAUUUUGCUCAAAUGAGUGGGAUUUGUUUGGAUUAACAAAUAUGAAGUCUCAAAAGAAUUUUCUAAGUUAAUCUCCCUUUUGAAAAACAUCAAAGUAUAUAAUUUGGAUCACACUAACACACAGCCUUGGUCACUUCCCUGUUGUUUGGUAAUAUUGAACUUGAUCACACCUUGUGUGAAAUUUUGCCAAAUGUGCAUUAUGUGAAGGAAAAAGAAAAUGCUGUUUUGGUAAUUGUGUUUCCUCUUGAGCUGGCACGCCAUCGCGUGAUUGCUGACAACUGCUAUCUUGCAUUAGUUUAGCUUCACUAUGUGGUAGUGUUUAGAUCUACGUUAUAGUUACUAUCUGAAAUGGAGCCAUUUUUAUUGAUCUAGAAUUUGUUUGCAUUUUAUUUAAGUCACAUGAAUGUACUAUUUUACUGCUGGGUGCAUGGAGGGAAAGUCCAGCAGGGCUGCUUGUUUUAACACAUGGUACUACUUUUUAAAAGUUUUGUGUUUUCGUUUAAUUUUUUUUGCCUUAAAACUGGAGUUUUGUUUUAUGAAAAUGCUUAAAAGCCUUUAAUCAUUCUGCCAUAUUUGCCUUACUGAGUAAAACGUAAGUGUCUGUAAUUUUGUGCAUCAGCCUUCAAUGAUUCCAACGUUUGAAUUGCACAUAUGGAUACACAUGCUCAACUCCAUCAACCAGCCACCAGAGCCUAAAUAGUUUUGGUGUGUCUAUUAUGCUUCAUUUUUAUAUAAAAAAAAUUGAUUGCUUCAACUUGUAGAGAAGGAAAAUGCAUAUCAAAUUCCAAAGUUGCAGAUUGUACAAUGCACAAUGUACAACGAUGGGGUGUUUUGUAUAAAUGGAAAAUGUUUUUAAAAAAUGUAAAUUUUGGGAAAUAUUGCUGUGGAUCUAUUUUUAUGUUUGGUAGUGUUUAACUAAAGCACAGUAGACUGUUUGUUUGCAUGGGAAUGUGGAGGGUACCUCUAUAUAAUGACUACAUAAGUCUUAUGUGACACAUUAUGUUCUUUGUAAAAACAAAUGCAACAAAGGAAAUCUUGAAUUAAGCAUAGCUGUGCCAGAAAUCAGCCAUAUUAAUGGUACUGAAGAAGUCAGGUUCCAAUUUUUCAUUGUUUUUGAUUUUCAGGCUGUUGUGCUGUGAGACUUUGCACUAAUAAAAUAUCGGACAAAUUGUGUAACAAACCUCUGAAUUCUUUAAACACCAAUUGCUGUAAACUUUUGGAAGGGGUGCCAUGUGCUUUAAAUGUGAAUUUUUUUCACCUAAUAAAUCUCAUUUGGGUCAAGAA